AUGGAGACUAUUGAGGGAGGAGCCCGGCAGACUAGCGCUUUUACUGACUGAACGCUCUUGUUCACUACGAGGAGGCACCAAACAUUUCUCAGAGGGUGGCGACCAUUCCCAAUUUCCAAUUCAGACACCAGCUGCAAAUCCCAGGCAUUUGAAGACAAUUACAAACAUCUUAUUAGGGCUCACCAGGCAGCAACGACGCACACAUGUCUUACCAAGGCAAAAAGAAUAUCCCGAAGAUCACAAGUGAUCGGCUCCUGGUCAAAGGAGGCAGAAUCGUUAAUGAUGACCAGUCCUUCUAUGCAGACAUCUACAUGGAAGAUGGCCUCAUCAAGCAAAUUGGAGACAACCUGAUCGUCCCUGGUGGGGUGAAGACCAUCGAGGCCAAUGGGAAGAUGGUGAUCCCGGGUGGGAUUGACAUCCACACCCACUUCCAGAUGCCCUACAGGGGGACCACCACAGUGGACGACUUCAACCAGGGCUCCAAGGCCGCCCUGGCCGGAGGGACCACCAUGAUCGUGGAUCAUGUGAUCCCUGAGCCAGGCUGCAGUCUGUUGGAGGCGUUCGAUCGCUGGAGGGAGUGGGCGGACGAGAAGGCCUGCUGCGACUACUCUCUCCACGUGGACAUCACGCACUGGAACGACAGCGUCAAGCAGGAGGUGGAGACCCUCCUCAAGGAGAAAGGUGUGAACUCCUUCCAGGUGUACAUGGCCUACAAGGACUUCUAUCAGAUGAGCAACAGUGAGCUGUAUGAGAUCUUCACCUUCCUGGGAGAGAUGGGAGGGAUUGUGCAGGUCCAUGCAGAGAACGGAGAGAUCAUCGCAGAGGAGCAGACACGCAUGCUGGAGAUGGGCAUCACUGGACCAGAGGGCCACGUGCUCAGCCGCCCAGAGGAGCUGGAAGCGGAGGCUGUGUUCCGUGCCAUCACCAUUGCCAGCCAGACCAACUGCCCCCUCUACAUCACCAGGGUGAUGAGCAAGAGUGCUGCCGACAUCAUCUCCCAGGCCCGCAAGAAAGGUAAUGUUGUGUUUGGAGAGCCAAUCACAGCCAGUCUGGGGACUGACGGGACACACUACUGGAGCAAGAACUGGGCUAAGGCCGCCUCCUUUGUGACAUCACCACCGCUGAGCCCCGACCCCACCACCCCAGACUACCUGAACACGUUACUGGCCAGUGGUGACCUGAAUGUGGCCGGCAGUGCUCACUGCACCUUCAGCGUGGCCCAGAAGGCCAUUGGGAAGGACGACUUCACCCAGAUCCCAGAGGGGGUGAACGGAGUGGAGGAGAGGAUGUCCCUGAUCUGGGACAAGGCCGUGGUGACCGGGAAGAUGGACGAGAACAUGUUCGUGGCCGUGACCAGCACCAACGCUGCCAAGAUCCUCAACCUGUACCCGCGCAAGGGCCGGAUAGCCGUGGGCUGUGACAGCGACCUGGUAAUCUGGGACUCAGAUGCCGUCAGGACCGUCACGGCCAAGACACACAACUCGGCUGCUGAAUAUAACAUAUUUGAGGGAAUGGAGCUUCGUGGGGCCCCCAUGGUGGUGAUCUGCCAGGGGAAGAUCGUCCUAGAGGACGGCAACCUGCACACCGUCUCCGGCAGCGGACGCUUCCUGCCCUGCUCCCCCUUCCCAGACUUUGCCUACAAGAGAGUCAAGGCCAGGAAGCAGCUGGCAGUGAUCCGGGCAGUGCCCAGGGGCAUGUACGACGGGCCCGUGGCUGAAUUCACCCCCAUGUCUCGCGGCGCCACCCCGGCCUCCUCCGCCCGCACCUCACCCACCAAACAGAUCCCUGUGCGGAACCUGCACCACUCCGGCUUCAGCUUAGCCAGCAGCCAAGUGAUGCAGCAUGGGCCACCUGCUGACGACAAUCCCAUUCGUCCUGGUGGACGCCGCAUCGUAGUGCCCCCUGGUGGCAGGUCCAACAUCACCUCCCUGAGCUAAAGAGGAUUCCCACACGGCAGGGGCAAGGCAACCGAGUUCUGAAUAGAGAAUGAACGAGGGAGGGGUUGUUAGGAUAAAUAAAAUAAAAAAAAUAAAAAUAAAAAAAAACAACAAUUCUUUUUUUGAAGGCAAGCAAAACACUGACUCCUCAUGCCUUAUCUGUCACGAAUGGUACCUGCGCCAGCUUUUAAACUGCACAGUAUUACUUCUCCUGAGAUCUGCCACACCAGUCAAUUUGUAAUUGAUAUCGGUGCACCAACUACCCAGUAUAAACCGCACAAACUGUACACAACAAGAGACUCCACUUCAACACUUGAAGCUUGAAGAUCUGAUAAUGGUUAAUUGCAUGAAAGAGGGAAAUCCGUUAACACACAGUCUCACGUCCACGUGGUUAAACACAAACACAAAACAAAUGUAUCCAGAAAGAAAGAACCAACCAUCAGUCAGAACACACACUGGCAUGGUAGGAGAAGGAAUACCGUCUGUUUUCAGAAUGUGGCUUUGGUUUGUUCCAUUAGACGUUUUUAAUGUCAUCUUUUUGUUUACUAGUCUGCUAAUAAUCCCUAGCAUUUGAAACAUGCAAUUCCAUCCAUUGUUGGUAGGUGGCGAUGUGAGUAUGGUAGAUGUAACGUAGCUUUUCGUAUGAUGUUGUUGCAGCCUUCCUUGGGUCACUGUGCCCCGGGAGUGAUUGAUUUCAUGAGACAUUAUUGAUAAGAGUUCGAAACAAAUGAAGAAGAAAAAGAAAAGAGACCAGGUGAAAGAGCUCUGUUGUAUUGGUUUUGCAGUCAUGCAAAAAAAAGAAGCAUGCUGGCUGAAAAUGGUCCUUGUGUUCUUUUCCGUUCAAGUGCUCUUCCCUCUCGCGCUGAUUGUGACCCACUCCCCUCAUCCCCAGAUAACAGGGAACUCUGAACCCUGAACCCUGAACCCUGAACCCUGAACUCUGAAGCAGAUCUGGGACAGACCUGGGCCAGACCUGGGCCAGAUCUGCAACAGAUCCAGGUGCUAUCUUGGUCAGUUGCUUGUCAAGCUUUCCUGCCUGUUGCUUCAUACAUCAUAACUGACUACCUGGAGAAAAAAAAAAAGUGAUUCUGAUCUCAUAAUAACUGAAAGAAAUGAUUAAACAAGUUUAGGAAUAAAUGAUAAAUUGCCCCGGGCCUCAAAAUUGACAGUUAAGGCCUUGUGAAACUAUACACAUUAUGCUGAUUUUAAAACAAACAAACAAAUCUGCAUUGCUUCUUGCGUUCUUCCUUACUUUCUGACAUAUGGUUUUGGAAAUAUCUCUUGUGAUGAGCUCCUUCACGUGUAAGGAGGCCCAUACCUCUGAGGCACUAACAUACUAAACAGGCAAUAUCAUGUUUUUAUUGUCAAAAAAAAAACAAAUGUUCGACACAAUUACACAGGUCUGAAGGGACGUUCAGCAGGCAUUUCCCCAUUCUAUACUCCAUUAUACGUCCUGUUUGAGGACUUUUAUUGCACUUGGUUACAUUUCUCUGGCAUUGAAAAAUGUAAAUAAAUGCAGGUAGGAGCAGGUUGGAAUGCGCUGAAUGCACGGACAUACAGAGAAGUACUAUCUCUCCUCUGUCCCUUCAGAGUCUCAUAGUUGGGGCAGGUCUAGAAUCAGUGUUUUAUCUCUGGCAAUGAAAACUGUGUUUAGCUCUUAUAAAGGAUGUUCCAAGAGAUAUAGUCCUUCCUUCUAAUCAGCUGCCAUUUUAGUUAACAACACACAGCAUUGAUGAAGGCUUAUUGUAACUCUCUCAUACAAGUUGUUCUUAGCAUUUGUUAUAAUUUGGUAAAAGUUUAAUUUUUUUAUGAUCCCAACCAAAAGCAGAGGAAGGACGGAAUACAAGGUAUUCAGAAUGAGGUGAAAGCAAGCAAAACCAAGUAGUUGUUUUAUUUAUGUUCGUUGACUAUCUUUGUUAUAGGUUUUAUGUUCUUUUUUACAGUUGUAUCAAGAAACAGAAAAAAAGCCAGGUGAAACCCAAACUGAGAUGUGGUUGUAUGAAUUGUUCCUGAAUAAACAUCAUUUGCAACUGAA
This is a messenger RNA of Clupea harengus (Atlantic herring), 3972 nucleotides long. RefSeq names its product dihydropyrimidinase like 3 (gene dpysl3). Gene Ontology annotation, cellular component: cytosol; cytoplasm. NCBI's taxonomy places the organism in Eukaryota, Metazoa, Chordata, Actinopteri, Clupeiformes, Clupeidae. Gene Ontology annotation, biological process: actin crosslink formation. The record is from RefSeq and is a predicted model, not a curated record. Gene Ontology annotation, molecular function: hydrolase activity, acting on carbon-nitrogen (but not peptide) bonds, in cyclic amides.